Oldenlandia corymbosa var. corymbosa is the source of this 2385-nucleotide messenger RNA. The record is from the annotation of a GenBank genome assembly. NCBI's taxonomy places the organism in Eukaryota, Viridiplantae, Streptophyta, Magnoliopsida, Gentianales, Rubiaceae.
AUGGAAGAGUUAGACGAUACCGGCGAGAAAUCAAGCUUCGUCGUCGGUCUCAUCGAGAACAGAGCUAAGGAGGUUGGAGUAGCUGCUCUUGACUUGAGGUCGGCAUCUCUUCAUCUUUCUCAAUACAUAGAGACCAGUCGCUCCUACCAGAAUACUAAAACAAUGCUGCAGUUUUAUGAUCCUAUGGUCAUUAUUGUUUCCCCGUAUAAGCUUGCGCCUGAUGGUAUGGUUGGCGUCUCUGAACUUGUUGAUAGGUUUUGUUCCUCAAUUAGAAAGGUCGUAAUGGCUCGAAGUUGCUUUGAUGACACGAGGGGAGCUGUGCUGGUAAAGAAUUUAGCUGCUGAAGAACCCUCAGCUCUUGGGUUGGAUACCUUCUCCAAACAAUAUUAUCUUUGCCUGGCUGCAGCUGCCGCAACUGUCAAAUGGACAGAAGCUGAAAAGGGGGUUAUCAUAACGAACAACUCAUUGCUGGUUACUUUCAAUGGAUCAUUUGACCACAUGAACAUUGAUGCUACCAGUGUCCAGAACUUAGAAAUCAUUGAGCCGAUGCAGUCCACUCUUUGUGGUACAAACAGCAAGAAAAGAAGUUUGUUCCAGAUGCUAAAGACCACCAAAAUAGUUGGAGGGACUAGACUUCUGAGGGCAAAUCUAUUACAACCUCUGAAGGAUAUUGAAACAAUAAAUGCUCGCCUUGACUGCCUGGAUGAAUUGAUGAGCAAUGAACAGCUGUUCUUUGGCUUGUCCCAGGCUCUGCGGAAGUUUCCAAAAGAGACAGAUAGAGUCCUCUGUCACUUUUGCUUCAAGCCAAAGAAAGUUACUAGUGGAGUGUUGGCCAUUGAUAGCUCAAGAAAGAGCCAAAUAUUAAUAUCAAGUAUUAUCCUACUGAAGACGGCACUUGAUGCAUUACCUCUACUCUCUAAGGUUCUUAAGGAUGCGAAGUGCUUUCUGCUUGGAAACAUUUACAAGACUGUUUGUGAAAAUGAAAAAUAUGCUUCCAUACGGACAAAAAUUGGAGAGGUGAUUGAUGAUGAUGUCCUCCACACACGCGCUCCUUUUGUUGCACGAACUCAGCAAUGUUUUGCGGUGAAGGCAGGAAUUGAUGGACUUUUGGAUAUGGCAAGGAGAUCUUUCUGUGACACAAGUGAAGCAAUACACAACCUUGCAAACAAGUACCGCGAAGAUUACAAGCUACCAAAUCUAAAGAUCCCAUUCAACAAUAGGCAAGGGUUCUACUUCAGCAUUCCACAAAAGGACAUCAAGGGAAAACUUCCAACCAAAUUCAUCCAGGUCGUGAAGCAUGGAAACAAUAUGCAUUGCUCCAGUUUAGAACUUGCCUCUUUAAACGUAAGGAACAAGUCUGCUGCAAAAGAAUGCUAUUUAAGGACAGAACAUUGUCUAGAAGCAUUAAUGGAGGCCAUACGCAAGGAUGUAUCUGCGCUUACUCUUCUUGCAGAAGUCUUAUGCCUCUUAGAUAUGAUAGUAAAUUCAUUUGCCAAUACAAUAUCAACUAAGCCUGUUGAUCGAUAUACUAGGCCUCAAUUUACAUAUGAUGGCCCUUUGGCAAUUGAUACUGGAAGGCACCCUAUCCUAGAAACUGUACAUAAUGACUUCAUCCCAAACAAUAUUUACCUUUCUGAAGCGUCAAAUAUGGUGAUUGUGAUGGGACCAAACAUGAGUGGGAAAAGUACAUAUCUUCAACAAGUUUGUCUGAUAAUAAUUCUUGCUCAAAUUGGUUGCUAUGUUCCUGCCCGCUUUGCUUCUGUGAGGAUAGUUGACCGUAUAUUCACAAGGAUGGGAACCAUGGACAACCUUGAAUCUAACUCUAGCACGUUUAUGAUGGAGAUGAAAGAGAUUGCCUUUAUCUUGCAGAAUGUCACUCCUAGGAGUUUGAUUGUUAUGGAUGAACUUGGGAGAUCAACCUCUUCCAGUGAUGGAUUCGCAAUUGCAUGGAGCUGUGCUGAGCAUCUAUUGGGGCUGAAAGCGUAUACAAUAUUUGCCACUCAUAUGGAGAACUUAUCAGAAUUGGCCACCAUUUAUCCAAACGUGAAGAUUCUUCAUUUUUUUGUCGACAUUAAAAACAACCGUAUGGAUUUUAAGUUUGAGCUAAAAGAUGGGAUGCGCCAUGUUCCACACUAUGGUCUCAUGCUAGCAGGAGUGGCAGGCUUACCCAGUUCUGUGAUAGAAACUGCUAGAAAUAUCACAUCUAAGAUUAUCGAGAAGGAAGUCCGGAGGAUGAGAGUAAAUCGGUUGCAGUAUCAGGACAUUCAAAUGGUUUACCGCGUUACUCAACAGUUGAUAUGCUUGAAAUUUUCGAACCAGGAUGAAGAAUCUAUUCGGGAAACAAUACAGAGUCUUAAGGAGAACUUUCUUAGUGGAAAACUCUAG